Molecule: messenger RNA, 2785 nt
Organism: Zootoca vivipara (common lizard)
Lineage: Eukaryota; Metazoa; Chordata; Lepidosauria; Squamata; Lacertidae
Biological process (GO): regulation of transcription by RNA polymerase II
Molecular function (GO): DNA-binding transcription factor activity, RNA polymerase II-specific; RNA polymerase II cis-regulatory region sequence-specific DNA binding
Source: RefSeq, a predicted model, not a curated record
GGGGGGGGGAGAUCGGAAGACCAGAUUUUAGGGAGACGUCCCCAUCGUGGAGCCCGAGGGGAAGCUCCGGAACGACCAAGGGCCUGCCUUCACCUGCAGCAGAAUUCCCCAACCCACCAAGGAUUUGAGACCCAUCAGCUAUCCUCACCUGGUUUAGCCAGCCGGUUGAAGCCGUUGCUUGGAUCACGGCCGAUGUUGCAUGCUCACAGCUUCUGGAAGCCACAGGACUUCUUCUCAGCCCAUUCUGAGGAAAGUGAUGGAGAAGACAAGUCAGAAUUUCGGGGGAGGGAGCAGCUUUCAUUUCACUAGAAAAAACCAUUAUAAUGUGUGAAAUGUGGAAUAUGCUUCACUGAAUGAGCACACAUAGCUCACAUCUCAAAAAGGGGAGAAACCGUUUAAAGCUAUGGAGAAUGGAAAGAGUUUAACUGAUAGUGGAACACUUAGAACACAUCAGGGGAAUCACAUGGGGAAGAAAAGAUUCCAAUGCAAGGAGUCUGGAAAGAGGGGAAACCUCAAUAUACAUCAGCGGACUCACACAGGAGAGAAACUAUAUAAAUGUUUGGAGUGUGGAAAGCACUUUAGUGAUAAUGGAAACCUUAGAAGACACCAACGGGUUCACACAGGGGAGAAACCUUUUAAAUGCACGGAGUGUGGAAAGAGCUUCAGUUGGAUUGGACAACUCAAUAUUCAUCUACAGACUCACACGGGAGAAAAACCAUUUAAAUGUAUGGAGUGCGGAAAAAGCUUCCGUUUCAAUGCAAGACUUAAAACACAUCAACGGACUCACACAGGAGAGAAACCAUAUAAAUGUAUGGAGUGUGGAAAGAGCUUCAGUCACAGUAGACAAUUCAAUAGACAUCUACAGUUUCACACAGGGGAGAAACCAUUUAAAUGCAUGGAGUGUGGAAAGAGCUUCAGUUUAAAUGCGUGCCUUCGAAGACACCAACGGACUCACACGGGUGAAAAACCAUAUAAAUGUAUGGAGUGUGGAAAGAGUUUUAAUGAUGGUGGAAACCUUAGAAAACAUCAACGGACUCACACAGGAGAGAAACCAUAUGAAUGUAUGGAGUGUGGAAAGAGCUUCUGUCAGAGUGGACACCUUAGACAACAUCUACAGACUCACACAAGGGAGAAACCAUUUAAAUGCAUGGAGUGCGGAAAGAACUUCAGUAGGAGUAGACAACUCAAUAUACAUCUACAGAUUCACACAGGGGAGAAACCAUUUAAAUGCAUGGAGUGCAGAAAGAGCUUCAGUUUAAAUGAGUCCCUUAGAAGACACCAACGGACUCACACAGGAGAGAAACCAUAUAAAUGUAUGGAGUGCGGAAAGAGCUUCUGUCAGAAUGGACACCUUAGAAAACAUCUACAGACUCACACAAGGGAGACACCAUUUAAAUGCAUGGAGUGCGGAAAGAGCUUCAGUUUAAAUGAGUCCCUUAGAAGACACCAACGGACUCACACAGGAGAGAAACCAUAUAAAUGUAUGGAGUGUGGAAAGAGCUUCAGUUUAAAUGAGUCCCUUAGAAGACACCAACGGACUCACACGGGUGAAAAACCAUAUAAAUGUAUGGAGUGUGGAAAGAAUUUUACUGAUGAUGGAAACCUUAGAAAACAUCAACGGACUCACACAGGAGUGAAACCAUAUAAAUGUAUGGAGUGUGGAAAGAGCUUCUGUCAGAGUGGACACCUUAGUAAACAUCUACAGACUCACACAAGGGAGAAACCAUUUAAAUGCAUGGAGUGCGGAAAGAGCUUCAGUUUAAAUGAGUCCCUUAGAAGCCAUCAAUGGACUCACACAGGUGAAAAACCAUAUAAAUGUAUGGAGUGUGGAGGGAGUUUCAGUCACAGUGGAAAUCUUAGAAGACAUCAGCAGACACACAGGGAAGAAACCAUAUAAAUGUAUGGCAUGUGGAAGGAACUUCAGUCAGAGUGGGACCCUUUAUUUACAUCUACAAACUUAUACAAGAGACAACCAUAUAAAUGUAAGGAAAGUAUAUAGAGGGUCAGUCCUAGUGGAAGUCCUAUAUCAACAGACUCAUGAGCAGGAAGAACUUUAAUAGUUUAACCAUACAAACCCAUCAACAACUCAAGAGGAGAAGCAGUUUAAAUGGAAAGAUUUGCAGAAAGUGCUUUUGUUAUAAUGGAGUGUUUAAGAAACAUCUUGGGACUCUCACAGGGGAGAACCCAUUUAGAUGUAUGGAAUGUGGGACGUGUUCCUCUCAGAGUCCCCUCUUUUCUUCACAGCUAUGAACUCAGCAGGAAAUCAGUCUUCAAAGCAUGAUGUGUAUGUGAAGGUCUUGUGUUUAUAUGUAAAACUGAACAGUAAUGAAAUAUUGAAGGCAAUGUCUCACAAUACUGAGUAUAAUUUUAGAUGUAAGAUACCUUUUGAUAGAGAGGGAAAAUCUGAAUUGGUGGUGGGGAGUGAGGAUUAGGGCUGGGCGAUAUAUUAAUAGCUCGUCCAUACCGGUUUCUAGACCACAUCACGAUAACCUUUGAAAAACAAUUGAUAUGGCAAUAAACCACAUCACGAUAAGUGAGGCCCCUGCAGAUGCCGAGUUGCUGACUUCCCUCCCAGACGACAGGAAGCGAAACACACACCUCCUUUGCCCUGUGUCGUUCCAGCCUCUUUGCUCCCUUGCUCCCUUCUGCCGGUUUGUGUGCCUGACUUAGAUAUACUGUGGGUGUAUUUUUUUACUGCUGAAACUGGAUUUGCUCUCAGGAGCUAAGCUUUGUGCCUCACUGAGAACUGUAUGCUUUGAGCCCUCAGUAAACUAUUACUGAAGAA